UCUCCUCCUGUACGGUCUGCAACCAGAUUUUAGUAUGGCCGGUUUCACCGGCUCGUAGUACACCAAGGGCGCAUAUAGCCUGUACGCAGUCCUUAUGUCCUCGAAUUGUAUCUCAAGAUCCAGGGGCGGAAAGUUCAAAAGAAUCUUUAACGAUCUAGUUGGGACCGUUCGCAUAGAUUCUUUGAUGUUUAAGCAUGCGAGGCGAAAUAUAUAUUACCGAAACAUCGAUGAAAACGUUAUAGAAGUCCCUGAUUCACCCUCACCACCAAGUGCAGUUCAGUAUGAAAAGAGCAUUGAUCUUGGUGACUCUGAGCAACCGAUAGACUUAUCCAUUGCCAAAUGUUUUGCCACAACUGUGCCCCUUUCUAAUACGCCUAAUAACUCUCAGGUUACACAGACGAUUAAACAGAGUCAGCCCUUACGGAUUUUAAUACAUCCAAAAAAUGAUACUAAUAAUCCGUCAUUUACUAACAACUCGAUAUCCAAAGGGAUGUUAUACCAAGAACAACACUUAUUGCCAUCGUCAACUCACACAGACCAAGCAAAAUCUUGCAAUUUGCCCGUCCAACAUUGUAUCCUGCCAGUUCAACAUAAAAUUGGCAUACCUGCAAAGCGUCGUGGUAUUAACAAACCGACAAACUUUAAGUUUGUCUCAAAUGGGGACAUUUUAAGUAUGGCUAAAUCCAUAUUUUUUAAACGUACAUGCACACUGUAUCAGUGGAUGUAUCCUAAUGCAUCUAGAGAGCAAGUUAGAAUGUUUGUCGCAACUACUUGGGACAAUAUGACCGAUCAAGAAAAGAAUAUUUAUAUUGCCCAGGUGAUGGACAGAUGUAAUAAAAUGAACACCAGUGGGAGCUUAAUGGUAAAUCCCCAACUUAGUCAAAUAAAAUACUUCCCAACUGCAAUGCAAGCUCCUCGUUGUAAUAGAAAGACUAACGAGUUGCAAAAUGCAAUUUCUAGUAUAUCUAAUGAAACCUGUGAUGAUGCUCUUCAAAUCACGUUAAAAGCAAUCGUAAAUCAUAAAAAACUAAAACAUAAGGCAUUUUUAAAGCAAUUAGUAAUUGAAGAGCUACGAUCAGCAUGUUAUGGAGUUUUACUCGCAAAUAUAUUUUUAGCAGCUAAUUGCAUUCUUUGUAAAUUAACUGGAGGACUACAUUAUUACAACAUUGGACUUAUCUCAGGUUUCAUAUCGGGGUUAUCAGUUUUGAUUGAAACAAACGAAAAUCAUAGGUUGGAUACUUUGAUAUUUUCUAAUUGUUUAGUGGAAGCUAUGUUUAAAAAUAUCGAUGCUUAUAAUAUACUAAAACUAACUAAAGCAAGAGAAACUUUACUGUUUAUGGGAGUAAGCAGCUUGCUAAUGCAUUUGCUUCAAAAUAAAAUAAAAAGUAAAAACUACGGAACACUUUGGUUUUAUUCUCCAAAACCUUUUACAUAUGAAUCAGAUGCAGAAAAUACAAAUGAAAAAUGCGUGAAAGUUAAGUGUGAUCACCAAGGUCAAUGCUUGAACUUUGCUGUAAUGGGUGGCCGCAAGUAUUUUGUAUUAGGACUGCUUUUCAGUAUUGUUAGAAAGUUUAUACCAAAAAUGUUAAUUAUUUUUAAGAAGCCAAGUGAGCUCUACAAAAUUUUAGUAAACAAGGAGCAUCUUAAGUUUGGAGCUUUUAUUGGAAGCUAUGUUGCAAUAUAUCGAUAUGUUACAUGUUUCCUAAUAAAGAAACACAAUCAUGUAAACCAAAAAUACUUCGGUGCAGUUGCUGGAUUAUUUUCAGGACUCACAUAUGCUAUUUCUCCUAAUAUCCAAGUAAUGUCAGUGGGUGUAACUACAAUUUUACAAAUAUUUUACAAUAAUAUCUUAUCCAAACUUAACAUAAAAAAUAAACUGGUACCUCAGCAAAUAGUAUAUAUGAUGUCUCAUGGAUUACUGGCACAUAACGCAAUCAUGUCCAAAGAAACUUGCCCAAGUUACUAUGUAAACAUGUUGGAUACUUGUACUAGUAAUGUGUUUUUGAAGAUCUACCAAGAACUCGUUAUAAAAUAUAUUUUGUAAAAACGUGUUCUGGAACAGAUGUCAGUGGAACAGACAACCAAUUUUUAUCAAAAAGACUUUUAUUUUUAACAGGUUUUUUAAAUAGGCACCUAUUUAACUAUACACAUGUACUUAAAACUAAAACAAACUACGAUUAAUACUUUGUAAAAAUAACUAAGAACUAACGAUAAACAUCAACAGUUAAGUGAAAAAAGAAAUGGAAAUGAUAAAACUGUCUCAAUCUAGAUGAAAGUUACUUAUAUGUAAUUUGAUACUGGCACAAUAAUGAAUUUAGGUUAAACAAAUAUUUUAUUAUCUAGAGAAGUUGUAUAAUUAAUAUUCUCGAUUAACCAAUUUUUGUUUUGUUUUCUUUUGGGAAUAAAUAAAAAAGAUAUUAAAUUUA
This is a messenger RNA of Anthonomus grandis grandis, 2426 nucleotides long. RefSeq names its product transmembrane protein 135-like. The transcript is spliced from 13 exons. The record is from RefSeq and is a predicted model, not a curated record. Lineage: Eukaryota; Metazoa; Arthropoda; Insecta; Coleoptera; Curculionidae. The coding region runs from base 95 to 2044 and encodes 649 amino acids.